Molecule: messenger RNA, 1272 nt
Organism: Pseudozyma hubeiensis SY62
Lineage: Eukaryota; Fungi; Basidiomycota; Ustilaginomycetes; Ustilaginales; Ustilaginaceae
Exons: 2
Coding region: 1-1272 (423 amino acids)
Biological process (GO): negative regulation of translation; mRNA catabolic process
Cellular component (GO): P-body; CCR4-NOT complex; CCR4-NOT core complex
Source: RefSeq, a predicted model, not a curated record
AUGCUCCAGAGCCCCGGUCCCAUGCUCAGCAACGGUCUCGUCGACGGCAACAACCCCAACGGCAUCAGCAAUGGCUCUAGUGGCGCUCCACCACCCGGUAUGGGAGGCUCUUUAGCCGGUGUCGAUCUGGGUCCUUCCAUGCUCUCCGCUGCCGGUCCGCCUCCCAACGCUGGACCUACAAUGCCUGCAGGCACAGGUCCCGGCGGCACACCCACCACCGCACUCAGCGUCUACCACCUCAUCACGCAGCUCUGUCAGCGACCUGAACCCAACGCGACCAACCGCAAGCAGGGUUCCGCCUCGCCUCCUACCGCCAACAAGGCCACCAGCAUCCCCGCCGACGGCACUGCAGCCAAGAACGGCGAUGCGCAAUCGAAUCAAAGCAACGGCGACCGCGAAGGCGCCACCUCUCCCAGCGAGCUCGACAACUUGCCCGGCUCUUCGGCCCAGCGUGAGCAUGCGCUGCUAGAGCUGAGCAAGAAGCGCGAGCAGUACGAGGAUCUUGCGCUGGUGCUCUGGCACAGCUUUGGUGUCAUGUCAUCGCUGCUCCAGGAAAUCGUCUCGGUCUACCCUCUCCUGUCGCCUCCGGCUCUGACAGCACAGGCCAGCAAUCGUGUCUGCAAUGCGCUCGCUCUGCUUCAAUGCGUAGCGAGCCACAGCGAGACGCGCGGCCUGUUCUUGCAAGCGCACAUUCCGCUCUUCCUCUAUCCGUUCCUCAACACGACAUCCAAAACGCGUCCGUUCGAGUAUCUGCGUCUGACGUCGUUGGGUGUCAUCGGAGCCUUGGUCAAGCAGAACGACAACUCGGACGUCAUCACUUUCCUCCUCUCGACCGAGAUCAUCCCGCUCUGCCUGCGCAUCAUGGAGACCGGCUCGGAACUCAGCAAGACAGUCGCCAUCUUUAUCGUCCAGAAGAUCCUGUUGGACGAUAUGGGCCUGGCCUACAUCUGUCAGACGUACGAGCGCUUCUACGCCGUGGGUACCGUGCUGAGCAACAUGGUGUCGCAGAUCGUCGAGAGUCAGGCGGCAGUAUCGGGGCUAGUCCGAGCACAAGGUCGUAAAGGUUUUCGAGUAAAGCACCGCAAGCCAAAGAUAAUCCUCUUCAAGGCUGUUGCAGAAGACGUGAUCGCGAUCAGCCGGUCCCCACGUCGACAGUCGACGAAGUUUGUACAAUGUAAUCUCAUACUCUGUUUGCAGCUGGAUUCCUUUUUCUGGAAGAAGCUGUCGGACGUUUCAACUCUCAUAAUGUCAGGCUUGGUGAACGCAUCUUAG